Messenger RNA from Rhizoctonia solani, 2031 nucleotides. RefSeq lists its product as uncharacterized. Gene Ontology annotation, cellular component: cytosol; peroxisomal membrane. The coding region runs from base 1 to 2031 and encodes 676 amino acids. Gene Ontology annotation, biological process: protein import into peroxisome matrix, docking. Lineage: Eukaryota; Fungi; Basidiomycota; Agaricomycetes; Cantharellales; Ceratobasidiaceae. The transcript has 10 exons. The record is from RefSeq and is a predicted model, not a curated record. Gene Ontology annotation, molecular function: protein binding.
AUGGCCUUCAACGCAAUGAUGUCUGGCGCAGAAUGUGCUGUAGAUGCAAACCCACUUUCGCAAAUGCUCAAGCACACCGAGCGAGAGAGCCCAUUCCAGAGGGUACUUGGAGAUUUUCUCACCGAUAGUCACAUUCUGACCGAUGCUUCCCAUAGGAUCGUAUCGGAGGAACAUCCUCUAGACAGGCAAGCGGUUAAAACUCUCAAAAUCCACGCUCCUUCUGCAUCGGCUGCAGACAUUGCCCAAGCAAAUGAGUUCUUCUCCCAGAAAGGAUCAUUGGCUGCUAGAAACCUUCCUUUUUCUCCCCAAGCAUUUGGACUCGGUCAAGGGCCCGCCCACUUUGCCGCUGGCCCAAGCCAGGCUGAUUUCGAGGCGGCGUUUAAUGCGAGCAAAGGCAGGAUGGGCACCCCAGCUGAUCUAAUGGCCAUGUCCAAUAUGAAAAUUAGAAGCAGUACCGAUCCUUCUGUGUGGCUUCAAGAGUGGGAUGAAGGCAAGGCCGAAGGGCAGCACAUAGCGUCGAUGUCUUCGCCGUUAUCACCUAUGGCUAUGAAUUUUAGACAUCCGGGACUUUCAACUGGGUUCUAUAUGCCUCCAAUGAUGCAGUCACCGGGAAUAGCAGAUGAGAAGGGUAAAGCCAAGGCCCAGGAUGCAGAAUUUGAGGCAGCAUUCGCUCGUUUUGAAGAAAUAACUCAAGAGUCUAAAGCAAAGGACGCAGACUCGACUGGCACCACGGACAUGGACGCUGUAUGGAAUAAAAUAUCUACUGCUCAUAAUUCUGCAAAAUCCAGCUCUUUACACAGGCAAAAUCUAGCCGAAUUUGAGGCUGAGCUUCAAGCUAAACGCGAAGCGGAACAAGCAGAAAUUCUGGGGCAAGAUGACCAAGAGUCGGACUAUGCUGCGAUUAUGCGCGAACUUGGGAAGGAAGCCAUGGCGGCCGAAGCUGUAGAGGCCGAGGCUGAGUAUGCGGAAGCCAUGAAACAGAUGUGGGAAGAAGGACUGGGUGAUUAUGGAGGACCGGAUGCUGGGUUUGCAAAUAUUGGAGAUGGUGGUGUAAUAUUCGAUGGAAAUGGCGUUCCAGCGCUGGAGCAAUAUCGAUUUGACGAGAAAAACCCACACCUUGAGGAGCAAGGGGAUCCCCGCUCCUUUUUGGAUGAUGCAAAGGCGAUACUAGCCCACCCGUCGGGAACUGGCUCAUUACGCGAGGCCGGCUUGUUACUCGAGGCUGCAAUCCAGAGGGGCCAACUGGGUGAGGGCGGAUAUGAGUCUUGGGUUUUACUAGGGGAAGUCCGGGGGAUGGACGAACGCGAGGCUGAAGGUCUGAUUGCGCUACGUGAGGGUGUUAAUAGGGGCGCACCGCCAGAGGCACUUUUGUCCUUGGCAAUCUCCUAUACAAACGAGUCAUACAAUAGAGCUGCACAACACACGCUCCGCCAAUAUCUACACACUCGGUUCCCGGAUAUUGUCGGACCCAAGGACGUUCAGCCCGAAUCCCUCGCACCCUGGGCAGGGCAUGAACUGACAACCGAUCUUUUUUUACGAGUGGCACGUUCGCAACAUGCAUCGGGCCAACCUGUAGACCCAGAUGUACAAAGCGGGCUAGGAACGCUUUACUACGCAAACGGAGAAUACGACAAGGCCGUUGAUUGCUUCGCAUCAGCAUUAAGCAUUAGGCCAAAGGAUUAUCUUCUCUGGAAUCGAUAUGGUUCAUGCUUGUCGAAUUCCAACCGCCCUGCAGAAGCUCUGGAUGCAUAUCGGGAGGCGCUCCAGCUUCGCCCCGGAUACACGCGCGCGAUAUACAACGUGGGAGUUGCAUGUAUGAAUAUCGACGCAUAUCACGAGGCUGCUGAGCACUUCCUCGGCGCACUGGUUGUGCAAGGUGCCGGUCCGGGUGGGAGCGGGACUAACGACAAUGAUCCUCUUUGGUCGACUUUACAAAGAACAUUUGUUCUCAUGGAUCGAACCGACCUGGCAGAGAUCGCUAGAGGAGGCCGAAACGUCGAGGACUUUAGGUCUAGGGGGUUCAAUUUCUGA